Messenger RNA from Molossus molossus (Pallas's mastiff bat), 3915 nucleotides. It is a transcript of the gene ATP13A5, whose product is annotated as ATPase 13A5. NCBI's taxonomy places the organism in Eukaryota, Metazoa, Chordata, Mammalia, Chiroptera, Molossidae. Gene Ontology annotation, molecular function: ATP hydrolysis activity; polyamine transmembrane transporter activity; ATP binding. Gene Ontology annotation, biological process: intracellular calcium ion homeostasis; polyamine transmembrane transport. The transcript is spliced from 30 exons. The record is from RefSeq and is a predicted model, not a curated record. Gene Ontology annotation, cellular component: late endosome membrane. Bases 2 to 3661 code for a protein of 1219 amino acids.
GAUGGAGGAGAAAAGUAAGAAGGACCAUCGGGCUUUGCUCAACCAGGGAGAGGAGAAUGAACUGGAGGUGUUUGGUUACCAGACCCAGAAUCUACGCAGAGCCUUCUGCCUCACAGGGUCUGUGCUGACCUGUGGGAUCCUUCCGCUGUUAUUCUACUGGAGGCCGCACUGGAGGGUGUGGGCCACCUGCAUCCCGUGCCCCUUGGAAGAAGCAGACACUGUUUUGCUAAGGACAACGGAUGAAUUUCAAAGAUAUGUGAGGAAGAAGGUGAUCUGCCUGUACUUAUCCACACUAAAAUUUUCUAUCAGCAAGAACCCGGAACUGCCCGUUGUAGCGGAUCCCCACUCGGUCAUAAACCAAGCCGUACUGAAACCAGAGUUAAAACUACGAUGUAUCCAAGUGCAGAAGAUCAGGUAUGUUUGGGACAACUUGGAGAAGAGGUUUCGGAAAGUGGGGUUGCUAGAAGACCACCACUCCUGCUAUGACAUCCACCAUAUGUUUGGACCAGGUCUGACCAGUGAAGAGCAGGAGGUCAGAAGACUAGUGUGUGGGCCCAAUGCCAUUGAGGUUGAAAUCCAACCCGUAUGGAAGCUGCUUGUUAAACAGGUUUUAAAUCCAUUUUAUGUGUUCCAAGUCUUUACCUUAACUCUGUGGCUGUCUCACGGUUACAUAGAAUAUUCAGUGGCCAUCAUCAUCUUGUCUAUUAUCUCCAUUGUCUUAAGUGUAUAUGAUUUGCGACAGCAAUCAGUGAAGCUGCACAACCUCGUGGAGGAUCACAACAAAGUCCAGGUUACAAUCACAGUAAAAGGCAAAGGUUUGCAGAAGCUGGAUUCCCGUCUCUUGGUCCCUGGAGAUGUCCUUAUUCUUCCAGAAAAAUUGUCACUGCCGUGUGAUGCUGUUCUAAUUGAUGGAAAGUGUGUGGUGAACGAAGGCAUGCUCACAGGAGAAAGUAUACCUGUCACAAAGAUGCCACUGCCCCAUAUGGAGAAUACCAUGCCCUGGAAAUCCCACAGCUUGGAGGACUAUCGGAAACACAUCCUUUUCUGUGGAACAGAAGUGAUCCAGGUCCAGCCCUCUGGGCAGGGACCAGUCAGGGCAGUUGUUUUGCAAACAGGCUACAAUACAGCCAAAGGGGACCUGGUGAGAUCCAUCCUUUACCCCCGGCCUCUGAACUUCAAACUGUACAGCGAUGCCUUCAAGUUCAUAGUGUUCCUGGCCUGCCUCGGAGUUGUGGGUUUUUUCUAUGCCCUUGGUGUGUAUACGUACCAUGGAGUCUCUCCAAGAGAAACGGCAUCCAUGGCCCUGAUCCUCUUCACCACGACGGUCCCUCCGGUGCUGCCCGCGGCCCUGACCACGGGCAUCAUGUAUGCGCAGAAGAGGCUGAGGGAGAAGAAAAUCUUCUGCAUCUCCCCGCAGAGGAUCAAUAUGUGCGGGCAAAUCAACCUCGUGUGCUUUGACAAAACUGGCACUCUUACAGAAGAUGGGUUGGACCUCUGGGGGACAGUCCCCGCCGCUGACAACUGUUUUCAGGAAGGCCACAACUUUGCCUCGGGCAGGGCUUUGCCGUGGGGCCCACUGUGCGCUGCCAUGGCCAGCUGCCACUCUCUGAUCCUUCUGGACGGGACCAUCCAGGGAGAUCCACUGGACCUCAAGAUGUUUGAGGGCACUGCCUGGAUAAUGGAAGAUUGCAAUGUAGAAUGCUGCAAAUUUAGAACGUCAGACUCCAAUAUAAUAAUAAAACCAGGACCGAAAGCCAGUCGGAGCCCGGUGGACGCCAUCACCAUCUUGCGCCAGUUCCCAUUCUCAUCGAGCCUGCAGAGGAUGUCCGUGGUGGCUCAGCUGGCAGGGGAGGAUCACUUCCACGUCUACAUGAAGGGUGCCCCUGAGAUGUUGGCCAAGUUCUGCAGGUCUGAAACAGUGCCCAGGAAUUUCCCACAGGAGCUGAGGAGUCACACAAUGCAAGGCUUCCGUGUCAUUGCCCUUGCCCACAAGGCCUUGAGCAUGGGGAAGCUUUCGGAAGUGGAGAGUUUAUCUAGAGAGACGGUGGAAUCAGAGUUGACAUUUCUAGGGCUUCUCAUAAUGGAAAAUCGCUUGAAAAAGGAAACCAAACCAGUCUUGGAGGAGCUGAGAGAGGCCUGCAUCAAGACCGUGAUGAUUACCGGUGACAACCUGCAAACAGCCAUUACUGUAGCGAAGAAUGCCGAAAUGAUCCCGCAAGGGAGCCAAGUCAUCCUUGUUGAAGCCAAUGAACCAGAAGAGUUUGUUCCUGCCUCUGUGACCUGGCAUCUUGUAGAGAACCAGGAGAAUGGACCUGGGAAGAAUGAAAUCUACAUUAACAUUGGAAACAGUUCAGUGCCUCCUGGAGAAAAAGGGAGCAGUUAUCAUUUUGCAAUGAGUGGGAAAUCAUACCAAGUGCUAUUUCAGCAUUUCAACAGCUUGCUUCCAAAAAUUCUGGUGAAUGGAACCAUUUUUGCAAGAAUGUCUCCUGGGCAAAAAUCAAGUCUUGUUGAAGAAUUUCAGAAAUUAAAUUAUUAUGUGGGCAUGUGUGGAGAUGGAGCCAAUGACUGUGGGGCUUUGAAAAUGGCUCACGCGGGCAUUUCCUUGUCAGAGCAGGAGGCAUCUGUGGCCUCCCCUUUCACCUCGAAAAUAGCCAACAUCAAGUGUGUGCCUCAUCUGAUCAAAGAAGGCCGAGCUGCUCUGGUUUCAUCCUUUGGGGUAUUUAAAUACUUGACCAUGUAUGGCAUGAUCCAGUUUAUUGGUGCAUCACUGCUCUAUUGGCAUCUACAACUCUUUGGGAAUUACCAGUACCUCAUACAAGAUGUAGCCAUUACCUUGAUGGUCUGUUUAACAAUGAGUUCAACUCAUGCCUACCCAAAGCUGGCUCCAUACCGACCAGCAGGACAGCUCCUCUCUCCCCCGUUGCUGCUCUCGGUCUUGUUGAAUACCUGCUUCACCUGCAUCGUGCAGAUCUGUGCAUUUCUCUGUGUGAAGCAGCAGCCCUGGUACUGUGAGGUCUACAGAUACAGUGAGUGUUUUCUGGACAACCAAGGUAAUUUCUCAACAAAUAUGAGUUUGGAAGGGAACUGGACUGGAAAUGCAACUCUGAUUCCUGGUUCAAUUUUGAGUUUUGAGAGUACCACCCUGUGGCCCAUCACCACUAUCAACUGUGUCACAGUAGCAUUCAUCUUUUCUAAGGGAAAGCCAUUUCGAAAACCCAUCUACACAAACUAUAUAUUCUCAUUUCUGCUGAUAUCUGCCCUGGGCCUCACCGUUUUCAUUCUGUUUUCUGAUUUUCAAGAUAUAUACCAAGGAAUGGAGUUCAUCCCAACCACAACAUCAUGGAGGGUUUCGAUCCUGGUGGCAGCCCUCAUCCAGUUCUGUGUGGCCUUCUUUGUGGAGGAUGCCAUCCUUCAAAAUCGAGAGCUCUGGCUAUUGAUCAAAAAAAAAUUUGGAUUCUAUUCGAAAAGUCAAUAUAGGAACUGGCAAAAGAAGCUGGCAGAAGACUCCAACUGGCCUCCCACAAACAGGACAGAUUAUGCAGGCGAAGGCAAAAAUGGAUUCUACCUCAACCGAGGCUAUGAAAGCCCUGAAUGGAUUCCAAGGGGAAAACUCGAGUGGGGAGGCCAAAGCACAGAACAGCAUUUUUGGACCAGACUGUAAUCAGAAUUGAUGUUGUACAUGCCUGACAGCAUCCCCCUUUUUCCCAGAAACUAAAGCACUGCGGAGAGGUGAAGAGAGUUUGCCCUUAUCUCUUCUCUCUCCAGCUGAGCCCAUUUCUCAGUGUAUUGAGCUUUGCAACAAAGGACCUUAAAUAUGUUUAUUUUGACUGUAUCCUAUCCCCUACCACUGAAGGAAAAAAUACAUUGCCUGGAUUGUCAUUUUAAAAAAAUAAACUUUAUUCAUAUUACAUCGCA